GACACCUCUGGCGAGGGUCGUGCUGGGAAGGGGACGGGGUCGGGACCCCUGUGGCCCCCCCUGCCGUCCCCACCAUGUGCUCUGCUCUCUCCCCAGCCAUGAGGGCGUCGCUGCUGCUCCUGCUCGCCUGCACGGCCGUCCUGGCAGUGGGAGCAAGGGCCGACUCGCCCGAGGAGCCGAAGGCGCUGGUGCAGAAGGUGCAGGAGCUCGCCCAGAAAGCCUCGGCCAUGGCCAAGGACGCCUUCAGCAGGGUGCGGGAGUCAGAGGCAGCACAGCAGGCCAGGCAGUGGCUGACGGACAACACGGAGCUGGUGAAGCAGCGGCUGGUCUGGCUCAAGGAGCAGCUGGCAGAGCUCUGGAAGAAGACACCGGCCAUGUAGCCCCACCAGGGACUGGCUGGGGUCCCACUGGGCUGGGGUCCCCCCGGCUCCCACCCGCUGUCGUGGUUCUCUCAAUAAAGUGGGGCUGAAGCAAA
Pseudopipra pipra is the source of this 475-nucleotide messenger RNA. It is a transcript of the gene APOC3, whose product is annotated as apolipoprotein C3. Gene Ontology annotation, biological process: lipoprotein metabolic process; lipid transport. The record is from RefSeq and is a predicted model, not a curated record. The transcript has 3 exons. Gene Ontology annotation, molecular function: lipid binding. Lineage: Eukaryota; Metazoa; Chordata; Aves; Passeriformes; Pipridae. Bases 75 to 380 code for a protein of 101 amino acids. Gene Ontology annotation, cellular component: extracellular region.